Molecule: messenger RNA, 4596 nt
Organism: Osmia bicornis bicornis
Lineage: Eukaryota; Metazoa; Arthropoda; Insecta; Hymenoptera; Megachilidae
Exons: 8
Coding region: 1-2949 (982 amino acids)
Biological process (GO): transmembrane transport
Molecular function (GO): monocarboxylic acid transmembrane transporter activity
Source: RefSeq, a predicted model, not a curated record
AUGGAUCCUGAGACUAAUUUACCUAAUUCACCUAACGGAGACGCCUAUCGAAAGCGACGCAACUCCUACAGCGCCGCGAUGACUAACGAACCCGUGAUCACCGAUGAGACAUCAGAGAACAUUCGUCAAGAAGUUGAAAUAAAAUCUCAACAACUAGUCCACCAGAAGAAGGCGAAAUUACCGGACAAUUUCAGUCUAGAAUCUGAAAGUGGGUCCACAGAGAGUUCAGUCCUGAAACGAGACCUAACCAGGACCCCGUCCACGGAUACCAGCCGGUCCUGGAACGAAAGCAUCGAGAUACCCGAGAUAUUCCUCUCUCACCCAGAAUUACUGACCAGACUGGCUAAGUGUCGUUGCUUUUUAGCGGCGAAACUGUCCGUCUCGAGCGAGUGUCAGUGUCUGUGCCGUUGUCAGUGUCGUUGCAGCCAGUGUCAGUACUAUCGUCGCAAGAUCUCAACCUGUUCGAGCAGAGAUCACUCGUUCCUGUUCGGUUUCAAGAGGAAGGACUCGAGCUACUCGGUGUCAACCUGCCAGAGCAUCCUGCCACCGUCUUCCGGCAGGAACUCGGUCGCCAGCCUGUUUCACGAGAUCAAGGAGGAUCAGGAAUCGAUCGUGCAGGUGAUCCAACGUCGGCACUCGGAUCAAACGCAGUCGCCACGCGGUUCCAAGAUCGGCCAGCAAGAUAACCGACGAUUCUCCGAGCAAACGUUGACUAGAGAAGCGAACGAUUGCGUUAGACGAAGCUGCGCCGUGGUUGAUGUAAACGCGACGAAAACAAUCGCGAGAACCUGUCCUCGUCCCUCCCCGGAGAAGCUGACCAGCAGAGCUAAAGAACAGUGGCCGUCUUUGCAUAAUGAAAGUCACGAGACGGAUCCGUCGAAAGAACCUCUCGUGGACAAACGUUUCACUCAGAGGCAAAAAAAGGCGAGGAAAGAGGAGGAUGUUUCGAACGAGCGACGAAGAAGCAGCGCGACCAUCACGCCGAAGAUGAUGAGAAGACGAUUCUCGGAGCAGCUGAUCCUCGAAGGUGGCUUGGGCAGCGUUAACGAUUACGAGGACCUCCUCGAAGAGCCCGAGGAAGGGGCAGAAGAGCAGUCUUUUACAGCGAUAAAUGCACGUAAGAGGAUCACGCUCAACAGACAUUAUUAUCCCGAGGGUGGAUGGGGACACGUGAUCGUAUUGGUCGCUGUUCUCGUGCAAGUGAUCUGUCAUGGAGUACAACUUGGCUCCGGAGUGUUGCUCGUUCCGAUGGUGGAACAAUUUCAACAAACAAUAGACCAUGCAGGAUGGCUGGGAGCAAUGUCGACGGGAGUAGCUCUACUAGUUUCGCCAGUGACAAUAGCGUUUUGUCGGAGAAAAAGCACAAGACUUACCGCAGUGUUGGGUGGCCUCGUUACAGCACUCGGUUGCCUCUUCACUUCUUUCGCCUCGCAAUUUCACCAGUUGUUCUUCAGCUAUGGCACCGUUGUGGGCAUAGGGGUCGGAAUGACGAGGGAUUGCAGCACCCUUAUGGUGGCGCAAUAUUUUAAAAGAAGAAGAGAAUUGGUCGAGAUUUUCAUCGUAUCCGGAAGUGGCCUUGGUAUCGCUGUUAUGUCUGCUUUUAUAAAAGGAAUGAUCAGCAAAAUUGGAUGGCGUUUGGGACUUCAAGCAGUGACGGGGGUGGUUUUUCUUACUUUCAUCUUAGGUACCUUUUAUAGAAGCGCGUCCCUCUAUCAUCCCCAACGUCGAGCAAUUUUGCAUUUGAAAAAUCAAAAGCGCAAGAUUAAGGAUAAGAACAAGACGGACGACAGACCACCGUUCUUCGACUUUAGUACCCUGAAGAGUAAAACUGUAAGAAUACUACUGAUAUCGACUGGGAUAUCUGCCUUUGGGAUCAACACUCCAAUAUUUUACUUGGCGCACCAGGCCGAGGAAGAAGGCCUCGGUGACACCGUAGUUCUACUUCAGGCUUAUCUCGGCCUGGCCUGGACCCUCGGCUGCGUGGCCUUUGGUCUUUUGGUCGUGCAUCGCAGCGUCGAAUGCAGGAUCGCACGUCAGUAUCUUACGCAAGCCGCGGUGUUUGUAUGCGGACUGUGUAUCCUGGCCCUCACCGCCGUGCAAGGAAAUUAUCAUGGAUACGUCAUGUUCGCUUGGAUUUACGGAAUCUUCUGCGGUGGCUACCACUACAGCCUAAAAAUGUACACCUACGAAAGGGUGAGAGCAAGAAACUUCGCCAGAACGUGGGGUUUCGUACAAUGUUCCCAAGCUAUACCCAUAGCGAUCGGGGUUCCAAUUUCCGGGUACAUGAACGUUGGCUGCGGUGGGAAAGCUGGUUACUAUUUCAGCUCGACCUGCGUUCUGGUGGGUGGUUUCACCCUUUUCUUUAUAGAUCUGCACAGAAGGAAUUUAUCCAGGCACAAGCACACCAGGUCGAACGGGACCAAGCACCUCUGCGUCUCGGACAGUUGUCCACAACGCCGGAAGCUAUCGUUUAGUCAGGAACCGGAAAACGAUGGUCCACAUGUGGCUGCUGCUGGAGCUGCAGCAGCAGCCCUUGUUCUCGGCACCGAGAUAUCACCAACUCCAGGUGAGAUGAUGGACGCUCUUCAACCAGAUAAACCAGAGCUGACAUGCAUCUCCGAGGAGGGUAUCGCAGAUAUGGAUCUCCCUGACAACAUGCUCGAGGAUCUCGAUUAUAUCGGCGACUGUAUAACCUCGUGCAACAAAGUCGAGAACUAUCUGAUGCUCUCUGAAUUCGAGAACAAUUUGAUCGCGGAGAUGCCGAUCAUCAUGGAUCGUCGAGGACGAAGAUGGUCCAUUGCGCGAUCAAAAGGUGGCCAACCAGCUAUCGAACGACCUGCUACGCUUCAAUCGGCGAACGAGGAAACUGAUUCCAAACAGAAAUGGCAUGGGACUAAUGUGCCUCCUAACAAUAGGGUGAUCACAGUAAUAGACGAAGCAAGCACGUAGCUCGAUCAAAGGAUCGUUGCGAUAUUUGGUGCAGCUUAAUUUUUAAAAAGAAAUCCACUUUGCUAUUCUAUUAUCUUGAGACCUCAAAAGUAGCUUCACCUUCGAUUUAAUUUUUCAUCAAAUCUGCACCGUAUGUAUGUAAAGAAAUUGCAAUUUCCCUUAUGUUUAAAUUAUGUAAAUUUUAGACUGAAGCUUUAUGCUUCAAUUUUUUUUUAGCAUAACUUGAAAUCGUUUGAAAAUCCUGAAUACCUGACCUGAAUUUCUAUACAGACUGAACCUGAUUGUCAGAACGACGAAUUGAUUGCAAUAGUACAAAACCAAAAAAUAUUAUGCAGGAUUUAAGAGAGAGCUAUUGGAGGGACUAAUUUUAUUCGCUCUGCCGUCGAUCGUUUGGUUUGUUCCUCUUUUCGUUUAAGAUACUUAAGAUUAAGGAUCGUAUUAGCGAUAAUUUUAGCGAACAGUGACACGCUGGUUUGGACCAGCGGUGCGAUUGCUCGCGGUGCAAUUAAGGACAAUAACGUCGGCUUUCGACGAGAGGAACCACGGAAACGUUCCGUCCACAAUGGAGAUAACCUCGACUCGCGUCGACGUAUUUGUUUAAGCUUCGUGCUAGAUCACUGCCACGCGUAGAUGCACGAAUUGAACGAUCCUUCAUUAACAUAAUCAAGGAACUGUGUCUGACCAUACAAAAAAAUACCAUGAACUCUUAUUCAUUGAUCUAAAUAAAAUUUUUAGAGUUUGCAGAAAAUAAUAAAAUAAAAAUAUUGGUAUGCAUCACCCCUUAAGGGUAAGAAAAUUAACCCCAAAGGAAAAUAGACUUUACAUUUUUGAAAUUAAGAAAAGUAAUGAAAGCUUCAAGAAUUAAAAUUGAGACUGCAGCAAAAUUUUUAUAAUAGCAAUUUUGAAAAAAAUAUGGAUCGUUUAAUUCAUGUUGAUGUAAAAACCAUGACAUAGAAGACUUCUUUGAAAGGGAUUUGUUUAAAGGCCGAUGCUUACACGUAGGCAAUGCUAGCUGAAGGUAUUUGAAACUAGUCCAAUCGAAAAGCGAUUAAGUGGUAAUGAUAGUGUAACGAUAGAAUUAUGUAGCCAGAAACGAGAGUAUAUCUUUGUACCGUCGUUCGAGAUAUUUCGAGAGUUUUUCUUGGAGCAGCGUUUCUCUUUUUCUGAUCGAGCGAGUCGCGAACGGUACAAAAGCAAAGAGAUAACGAUACUAUUUAUUUAUCAAACUAUUUAUAUUAGAAUUAUACAUACGCAUGUCAUGUACAUACACGCACAUACACUUAUAUAUACACACAUAACUAUAUACGCGAUAAUAAGCGUACACAUACGUGUGCUAUCGUGAAGUAGAUUAAAUAAGGUGCUCCGAAUUCAUUGCAACAGAGUUCUGUUUUAUACUCGAAGAAAUUUAUAUUUUUUUUUUGCAAUUGGAUAUGAUUAGAAUAAUUUUCUUUGAUCGAAGAUCAAAAGUAUUGGAUAAUGAAAAAUUUAAACAGAGAACUUAAUUGUGUUUGAAAUAAUUUUUAGAUUAUAUUAUCGUUAUCAUUAGCGAUAACACAAGGCUGCUAGUCGAUCGUGUUGCUUGUGCAAUACAAAGAACAAUAAGUUGCGAAGUAACGUUUAUUACAUGGAACACAGCAACACUGAACA